Molecule: messenger RNA, 8626 nt
Organism: Xenopus laevis (African clawed frog)
Lineage: Eukaryota; Metazoa; Chordata; Amphibia; Anura; Pipidae
Gene: rgs12.L
Product: regulator of G-protein signaling 12 L homeolog
Exons: 17
Coding region: 262-4449 (1395 amino acids)
Source: RefSeq, a predicted model, not a curated record
CCUCUCUGUUGCUCCUGCCCCCCUGUAGACUUCCUUCCUGCUCAGAUCAAGGGGUGGAGCUUCACCCCCUUCUUCCUGAGGGACUAAGGCUCCUCCCUCUCCUGGCACAGUAACAAGAAGACAGAGAAGACAAAUUCUGCUCUUACCUGUGAAAGGAGUCGACGGCAUGCGCACUGAGGAACAUCUGCCUGGCUUGAAGAUUUCUCAACGCUAUGUAGAAAAGUUGUUUUGUCCAGAACCCAAACCUUAGAAGUGAAACAAAUGUACAGGCCAGCUGAACCUAUGAAAAGCCGUCUCAAAAUGUCAUCACGACUAAGAAGUGUGGAGGUGGCAAGAGGAAGAACAGGAUAUGGUUUCACUCUCUACGGACAGUCCCCUUGUGUGAUAAGUAGUGUCAUCAAGGAAAGUCCAGCUGAGUUUGUUGGGCUGAAACCAGGAGAUCAGAUAUGUGCUGUGAAUGAGAUCAACGUUAAGAAUGCAUCGUAUGAAGACGUAGUGAAACUGAUAGGGAAAUGUUCAGGUGUUCUGCAUAUGGUGAUUGCCGAGGGAAUCCAUCACAUAGACUCAUGUUCCAGUGAUGAAGAACUUGCCUUCUAUGAAGGGAAAACUUGUCUGAAGCCAAGGCCUGAUUCCAAAGCUUUGGGUAUCAACCGAGCCAAGAGGGUUGUCGAGGAAAUGCAGUCUGGAGGAAUAUUUAACAUGAUCUUUGAAAGCCCUUCAGCUAGUGUUGCAAAAUGUGAUACUCGUGCACCGAAACAGAGGUCCAGAUCUAUGUCUGCCUCUCAUUAUGAAACGAGACGGGAAAAGGCAAAUAAAGUAGAUUUGCUCUCCAAGGAGGAGAUAUCAAAGGUGCUGAGUAAUGACUGUCUUUUCUCUAAUGGGAUGGACAAUCUGGAGGAUUUUGAGCUAGAUGCAAGUAUUUUAAACGUUGGGAUGGUUGUUGGAUAUCUCGGCUCUAUUGAAAUCCCUUCUACGAGUUCAAAUCUUGAGUACGACAGUUUGCAGGCCAUCCGUGGAUGCAUGAGGAGGUUGAGGGCUGAACAAAAAAUACAUUCACUGGUGCUGAUGAAGAUAAUGCACGACAGCAUCCAGCUGUGCACUGAUAAGAAUGGAGCUAUAGCUGUUUAUCCUGCUGAAAAACUAGCAUUUAGUGCUGUCUGCCCAGAUGACAGAAGGUUUUUUGGCCUUGUCACCAUGCAAAGCCCUGACGAUCAAAGCUUGGCCGACGAAGAAGGGAUUUUGAGGACAUCCUGCCACGUAUUCAUGGUAGACCCGGAAUUGUUCCAUCAUAAAAUACACCAAGGGAUUUCCAGGCGAUUUGGAUUUGAAUGUACCCCAGAUCCAGACACCAAUGGUUGUCUAGAGUUCCCAACCUCGUCUUUGCCUGUGUUGCAGUUUAUCUCUGUGCUGUACAGAGACAUGGGUGAACUGAUCGAAGGAAUGAGAGCGAGGGCUUUUCUGGACAACGAUGCAGAUGCCCAACAGAAUAACAGCACUAGCAGUAACAGCGACAGUGGAAUUGGAAAUUUCAACCAAGAAGAGAAACCCAAUCGAGUGUUAGUUGUUGACUUAGGAACUGCACCAAGCAAACAUAUCCAACAUCCACUACGAGAGGCUCCUGGAGGAAGAGGGCAGAGUCAUCAGGCUGCUCUACACUGGAAUGGUUAUUGUAACGAAGAAGAUGGACAUUUCUCUUUACAUGGAGGUCACGUUGAUAAGCAGCAAAGCUUUAAGAAACAUUUAGGCCCAUCGGCUCGUAUUGAAGUUCCAGUGGUUCCAGCUAGAGGACCGGCACCCUCAUCAAAGAAAGCAACGACUUUAGAUGGAGGGGGUCAGAGGUGGUUGCCUGUUCAUGUUAUGCGGGACUGGCAGCACGGCAAUAUCAGUGAUCAGGAGUCUUACGCAGAUUCUACAGAUGGCUGGUCAAGCAUUAAUUGUGGAACCCUUCCUCCUCCCAUGAACAAAAUUCCGGCUGACAGAUACCGUGUUGAAGGGAAUUUUGGGCAACCUCAGCCUGUAACUCGCAAAGUUGAAAGUUGGUCUAAAAAAGUGUUCGAUGUACAAAAUAAAUUUGGAGCUCCACAUAACUCUGCCAAAGCCAGAGAGGAUAGAAAGAGCUCCAAAACUUCCCACUUGGCUCAGGCCCCACAGCGCUCUUCUGGUAGAAGGUCGUUUGGAAGAUCUAAAAGGUUCAGCAUCACUCGAUCCCUGGAUGACCUCGAGGCUGCCACAGUCUCCGAUGGAGAGCUGAAUAGCACUGACCUGAAGGGAUGCAUCAGUGAGAACAGCCUGAGCAGCAAUGCCAGCCUUCCCAGUGUGCAGAGCUGCAGGCGACUGGGGGAACGCAGGGUCGCCAGCUGGGCUGUGUCAUUUGAGCGUUUACUGCAAGAUCCUGUCGGGGUCCGAUACUUCACGGAGUUUUUAAAGAAAGAAUUUAGUGAAGAGAAUAUAUUGUUCUGGCAAUCGUGUGAAUAUUUCAGCCGCAUUCCCGUCCACGACAAGAACGAGCUCUCCUACAGAGCCCGGGAAAUCUUCAACAAGUUCCUGAGCAGCAAGGCCACAACUCCAGUGAACAUUGACAGUCAAGCGCACCUGGCCGACGAUGUGCUCAAUGCUCCUCACCCGGAUAUGUUUAAAGAGCAGCAACUCCAGAUAUUUAAUCUGAUGAAGUUUGACAGCUACACAAGGUUCCUGAAAUCCCACCUGUACCAGGAAUGUAUGCUGGCAGAAGUUGAGGGUCGGUCACUGCCUGAUCCUCAGGAGAUUCCCAGUAGCCCCACAUCGAAGCACAGCAUCAGCUCCGAACGAUCCAACAUCUCAACCCCAAAAAAGCAGCUGAGUAAGAAAAACAGAUCCGGAAGGUCCCUCAAUGAAGAAUCCGGAGGUGAAGACGAUAACGAAAGGAAGAAGAAAGGGGCGUUCUUCUCUUGGUCCAGAAGUAUAAGUAUUGGGAAGUCACAGAAGAAAAGAGAGAAUGGGGAUGAUUGCUCCCAUAUCAACGGAGGGAACGUCAGGAGACGGGGAUCGCAGGGUUCCGUAUCUUCCUCAGCGAGUCUCGAGCUGAUUAACUGCGGCUCUAAUGGAAAUGCACUCGAGUUUGAAUCUUCGAGAGUGUCUUCCUUGCAAGAGAGAGAGAAGUCCUCCAAGCAGUGCUACAUCAGUCUCCCAGACGGUUCAUGCUGUGCCAUGCUCGUUAAACCUGGCCUCUCCAUUAAGGACAUGCUGAUGGGCCUAUGCGAGAAACAUGGAUUCAACAUUGCCGCUGUCGAUCUUUUCUUAAUCGGCGGGAAUAAGCCCCUUGUGUUGAGUCAGGACAGCAGCAUUCUGGAAUCUCGGGAUCUCCGGAUAGAAAAGCGGACUUUAUUUCGGUUGGAUCUUGUUCCAAUUAACCGAUCCGUGGGUCUCAAAGCUAAGCCUACCAAGCCUGUGACAGAGGUUCUGCGGCCUGUGGUCGCUAAAUACGGACUCAAUCUUAGUGAACUUGUAGCAAGACUUAGCGGGGAGCAUGAGUCUCUUGACCUGGGCCUUCCCAUCUCCAAUCUGGAUGGCCAACGUGUGGUUCUAGAAGAAAAGGAGAGCCUCAGAGGGAAAGAGAAGCAGAAAGCACCUGUGUUAAAAUUGAGCCCCACUGUGACAAGUGGACCCAGAAGUCCCACAUCAGCGGGAGAGGACAGGCCCCUAAUAAAGUCUGCCUCCAUUAGACUGAGAAGGGAAAAUGGCAAAGGUUCCAGAGAUGUUCGACUACUGAAUAAAGACGAGCCCGUUGUUCGGACGGGGAGAAAAAGGCAGCAAAAAAUCAAUUUGGACGAAGCAGAAGCAUUCUUUGAAAUGAUUUCAAAAGCCCAGAGUAACAGAGCAGAAGAUCAGCGCGGUCUCCUACGCAAAGAAGACUUGGUCCUCCCAGACUUUCUUCGUUUGAGUCCGGGGGAAUCUGCCUCCUCGACCCCGACCGCUUCCAAUUCCAGCAACAAAAGGACUGGAAGGAAAGACAGCGCAGAUAAUAUGGCUCCUUCUUCUUCCCGUGCAAUGAACGGUACAAGGCAAGAGACACCACCGAAGUUCACCGAUAGACCUUUGAAAUCAGGAGGUUUGGACAAGAGAGACAGGCCGGACUUUUUGCAAGCUGGCAGCAGGAAACCCUACUUCCCCUUUAGUGCUCCUCUUUCACCUAUACCCCACGUACAAGAGCGGAACAAACCCGGCAAGGAGAGGCAAUCCAGAGACUUGCCCUUGGACAAUAUACAGACCAUAGAAGAUGAGAAUGUAGAAGAUCUGACCCUAGUAGCUGAAGGGGACAUUAGCAGCCCCAACAGCACCUUACUACCACCUCCACCGAGUCCUCCUUGCGAUCUGAGUAAGCUAUCCGAGGCCAACUAUUCACCCCCACCUACAUUUAUGGGUAGCCAAGAUAACUCUGGAUAUCAGAGAUCAGGUAUUUCUAGAUUUUAAUCUCUCCUUCUCUUUAGAUCUCCCUCUCGUGUGUUUCAUGAUUUUUUUUUUUUUUGCUUCAAAAAAGCAGAUGGUUGCACUUUAAAAAAUAAUGCAGAAUUGCACAUUUUUUUUUAAAAAAAGAAUUCUCAUGUUAUUUUAUUUUUCUAAACUUUAAAUGUAUAUCGGAUGAAUUCCAUAACACUAGUGCAGAACAGUAGGCGCGGCGGGAUCCACCGGCUACAGACGUGCCAAAUCUACCCGCAUUAAUAUUUAUUGAUGCAGGUCCAGCAGAUACUUUCAUGUCCAACUUUUUGGACAGAUUAAAACUCGUCUUCUGCCCAAGGUCAUAGGGAAUAAGAUUCCAUAGCAGGUGCUGUUAUCUGGAUAAGAUUCCAUAGUAGGUCCUGUUAUCGGGAUAAGAUUCCAUAGUAGGUCCUGUUAGCGGGAUAAGAUUCCAUAGUAGGUCCUGUUAUUGGGAUAAGAUUCCAUAGUAGGUCCUGUUAUCAGGAUAAGAUUCCAUAGUAGGUCCUGUUAUCGGGAUAAGAUUCCAUAGUAGGUCCUGUUAUCGGGAUAAGAUUCCAUAGUAGGUGAUGUGACCAGGAUAAGAUUCCAUAGUAGGUCCUGUUAUCGGGAUAAGAUUCCAUAGUAGGUACUGUUAUCGGGAUAAGAUUCCAUAGUAGGUGAUGUGACCAGGAUAAGAUUCCAUAGUAGGUCCUGUUAUCGGGAUAAGAUUCCAUAGUAGGUCCUGUUAUCGGGAUAAGAUUCCAUAGUAGGUGAUGUGACCAGGAUAAGAUUCCAUAGUAGGUCCUGUUAUCGGGAUAAGAUUCCAUAGUAGGUCCUGUUAUCAGGAUAAGAUUCCAUAGCAAGUCCUGUUAUUGGGAUAAGAUUUCAUAGUUGGUCCUGUUAUUGGGAUAAGAUUCCAUAGUGGGUCCUGUUAUCGGGAUAAGAUUCCAUAGUAGGUGAUGUGACCAGAAUAAGAUUCCAAAAUAGGUCCUGUUAUCGGGAUAAGAUUCCAUAGUAGGUGAUGUGAUCGGGAUAAGAUUUCAUGGUAGGUCCUGUUAUCGGGAUAAGAUUCCAUAUUAGGUCCUGUUAUCUGGAUAAGAUUCCAUAUUAGGUCCUGUUAUCUGGAUAAGAUUCCAUAGUAGGUCCUGUUAUCCGGUUAAGGUUCCAUAAUAGGUGCCGUUAUUGUUCUAAGAUUCCAUAGUAGGUCCUGUUAUUGGGAUAAGAUUCCAUAGUAGGUACUGUUAUCAGGAUAAAAUUCCAUAGUAGGUCCUGUUAUUGGGAUAAGAUUCCAUACUAGGUACUGUUAUAGGGAAUAGCUUUUCGAGGACUUUCCAAGGGCUAAUUUUCUGUUGGGGUGUGUCGUAUCUGCUUCCAAAAAUAAGACGGGGUGACAUAUUGCUGUCUCUACUUAAAUGCCAGUUUUAUGUAUUUUAUUGCCUUUUUAAUACCAGGGUUUAUCUGCCCUUUAUUCUACCUUCCAUACGGACAAAGUAUGAGGCUCUAGACUGUAGUAUCAUUAAUAUUUCCAAACUACGACUCCCAGCAUUCCAAUUUCAAAAGACUUAUUAGUGGCGCUGGGAAUUGUAGUUUCACAACCAUUGGCAGUUGCCCAUCUUUAUCCCAUUGCAUACAAUAAACAGUCUUCUCUGUAUAAAAGCAUUUAAGUAUUGUGGCUACGUCUCACUUCAUAGACUUCAGUAGUACAGCUUGAUCUGUCCUUCUGAAGUUUAAGGAGCAGAUCUCAGGGCAAGCAAUAUGGCCGCCCCCACACACAUGUAUAAAUGCAUUGUGGGUACAGUAACCAAUGCCCUCUGUCUCAUGGAAGAUAAACGACUCCGCGUGAGACAUUAGCGCUAGAGCAGCUGUAAUAAGAAUAAAUACUAUUAUUUAUCAGCCAUUAGUAUCCACUUUUGACAUAAGAGGGUAUAUCUUUCCCUUUGAAACCAGCAUUUGUGUCCAUACAGAUGUACAUAUACAGACAUACGUGUGAGUUACCGUGUAGCCCCCUGUUCAGUGUAAAUAGCCCGUAUGUUUUAUUCUCUAUCAGUAGUGUAUAUGGACCCUUUUAUUUUUAUUUUUUUUAAGAAUAUUGAUGGUGAAAAUCGGUACAAAUGGAAAAACAAUGUUGUAAAUAUAUAGAAUAUUCCUGUCUAGUUGAUAUUUUUGUUAGAAGAUGCCAUAGACCUUAUUUCUGAUUGUUUUCACUGCUCAGACAGUAGUGAUAUCCAUAUAUAUAUAUAUAAUACACAAAAGCCAUGAAUAUCUUGUAAAUUAUAUCCUUAUAAACGGUGAGUUCUGAUGUCAUCAGUUAUAAACGGUGAGUUCUGAUGUCAUUUCUGUCACAUGACUCACUGAAACUUGUGUAUUAUAAUAAAUAAAGUACCCCCAGUUGCAAAAUAUGAGGAUAUUAGAAGUUACCUUCGGCCUUGUGCUUUUAUAUGGUCAUGAAACUCCAAUAUCCUUAUAAUUUACUAGAGGGGGUACUUUAUUCACUAUAUACAGUAUGUACAGGACCGUGACGGCCAUAUUGGCUGUGCGGAGCAUCGACUCCCAGAAGCUUCCGCUGGGAUUCGCUGCUUCGCAACAGCUGGAGAGUCACGUUUGCCACUAAUUUUAUAGGAUAUUUCUUAUUAAAAAAAUGUAUUUGGUAGAAGCAAAAAAAAAAAAAAAAGUGUUGUGUAGCAUGCCUUGUGUAUUGCAAAAAACUGAUUUCUGGGUAAAAAGCCUUGCACUGCUAAGGUGCCUUAAAGGUAUUCUACAUUGUUAUUCAACCAAUGUCCACAGUCUUAGAUAUUACUAAUAUUAGAGAUUAGAAAUAUUAAAGAACAUGCGCAACAAAUGAUCCUGUAUGGUAUGUUCUGAGGGGUGGUGUGUUCCUGCAAUUUUAAAAUAUAUUCACUGAAUGGCGGCAAGACAAACAUGUGAUCUGUAUCUGAUAGAUGACGCUACAAUAAGCAGCUAUGAUUUGGCCACAAUCUAUCCCACUAGUCAAUAGUGCAUAGGACCUCCAUUGGCCUAAUAGUCAAAGUGCUCCCCUCUAUGAACACACCACCCCUUUAACACAAGGUUCUUAGGAAUCAUCACUACCAGUGAUAGAGCCAACCAAAUAUUUUUAAUUUUCCUUGAAUUAAGUUAUCUUGUACCACCACAAUCAUUCGAAUGUCGAAUGCCUUUAAGAGCUCUCGGUAAAUCGGUGAAAUGAUAAAAUGCAAAUAGAACCAUGUCCAGCUUCUUCCUGAAAUCCUUACGAAUGACAUAAUCCAGGGCUGUGCUGUGACUAGUGCUUGUGGGCAAGUGCUUAUUGACAGAUAUUUGGUAGUUAUGGUGGUUUAUUCCAUAUACGGUGGUGCCGUACAGCUCGGCCUCCAGUUCUUAAAGGCGGCACCAUGAAAUCAUUAAAUUGUGACAUCAUCAAUGUUGAUUAACAGAUAUUCGGUAGUUAUGGUGGUUUCUUCCAUAUACAGUGGUGCCGUACAGUUCUAAAAGGAAAUGCCAUAAAGUCAUUACAUUGUGACGUCAUCAACGUUGAUUAACAGAUAUUCAGUAGUUAUGGUGGUUUCUUCCAUAUACAGUGGUGCCAUAUAGCUGGGUCUCAAGUUCUUAAAAGAUGGCGUCAUAAAGCCAUUACAUGGUGACAUCAUCAACAUUGAUGAACCUCCUCUAACUACAGUCAGUUCUGCAUUACAACAUAAGCACUAGAGCUCCCGCCUUCUAAAGUCAACAGUGAUGCUCUUGAUAUAGCGCCAUACCUCAUCCUAUGGAUGCGCCCUGUUUGCAGUAGAAUCUGUCCUUCCAGGCCACCUCCAAUUAUACAAGCACCAUAGACCUGUUGUGUUAAACUACCACAUAUAUAUUCUGGUGAGAGUGUUUUAGGUGGGAAGGGGAGCUGGAAGCUGUUAUAGAAAAUCCAUAUUUAUUGUAAUGAAGCCACAAACAUGCCCUUGGCCACAGCACAAGCCCGCAUUGUGACGUCAUUCCGAUUAUUGAUUUUUCCCCCCCCUGCAUGCUAAUUUCUCUCUUAGCUCUCCGAGUGAUCAGGAAUAGUGCAUGUAAAUAACCGUGCCGUUUCAUCUGUAGAUUGAGAUGAUCUUUUUCGCUUUGUAGAUAUCCUGAUUGUAGAUGAUUUGUGUGCAUUUUGUAUCUGUUCUUUCAAAAUGUAAUAAACACUGCCCCGUACAUUGGGCUUCAUCCA